Molecule: messenger RNA, 3141 nt
Organism: Malurus melanocephalus (red-backed fairy wren)
Lineage: Eukaryota; Metazoa; Chordata; Aves; Passeriformes; Maluridae
Gene: FPGT
Product: fucose-1-phosphate guanylyltransferase
Exons: 2
Coding region: 65-1444 (459 amino acids)
Molecular function (GO): transferase activity, transferring phosphorus-containing groups
Source: RefSeq, a predicted model, not a curated record
GCCAAGUGCCAGUGCCCUGGGGAAGAUCUUCACAGCCCUGCCCUUGGGUGAUCCCGUUUUGCAGAUGCUGGAGCUGAAGCUGGCCAUGUACAUCGACUUCCCCCGUCACAUGAAGCCAGGAGUCCUCAUCACGUGUUCGGAUGACAUMGAGCUGUACAGCACUGCAGUCACAGAGUCCAUCACAUUUGAUAAACCYGGGUUUACUGCCUUGGCUCACCCCUCAGAUCUGGCAGUGGGCACCACUCACGGGGUGUUUGUGUUGGAUCCAUCCAGCUUUUCAGGGAAAGGAGGGCUGGAAUACGCGUCCUGCCUGCGUUUCCUGCACAAGCCUGACGUGGGGACGAUGUGGAAGAGUGGUGCAGUGUGUGUGAGAGGGGGUUGUCCCCAGCUCAGCUCUGCUGGGAACUGCAGCGAUUUGGGAAAGGCUUUGGAGUGUGUGUACACAGACAGCGUGUUCUACAUGGAUCACAGCACUGCAAAGCUCCUGCUCACGUUCUACAAGCAGCUGGGCACGCUUUGCUGUGAAAUAGAUGCAUAUGGGGACUUUCUCCAGGCCCUGGGGCCUGCAGCCACUCCAGAUUACACCAAAAACACGAGCAAUGUCACCAGGGAGGAUUCAGGGCUGGUGGAAAUGCGGCAGCAGCUGUACCAGCUCCUGCARGGCACUGCCCUCAAUGUCAUCGUGCUCAACAACUCUCAGUUCUACCACAUCGGAACCACUCAGGAGUAUUUGUUCCAUUUUACUGCUGAGAGCAGGCUGAGAGUGGAGCUUGGUUUGCAGCCUGUGGCUUUUAGCAUCGUCCCUGSCACAGCAGAGAGCUCGGGUGGAUCRAGCAUCAUGCAGAGCAUCCUGGAGCCCGGCUGUGUGAUAGGACAGGGCUCUGUCAUUGAGUACUCCAGAAUUGGGGCCGAGGUCUCACUGGGGAACAGCAGCAUUGUCAGUGGGUCUGACAUAGAUUUCAGUGUAGAAAUACCCUCAGACUGCUUCCUGAGCUCAGUAAGUGUGAGAAUCAGUGACCGAGUGCAGUAUGUCACCAUGGUGUUCGGUGUAGGUGACAAUUUGAAGCAGAGUGUGAAAUCCCUGUCGGAUAUACACUGCCUCCAGUUUUUUGGRGCCAGCUUUCCACAAUGCCUGCACCUCUGGGGCAUGGAGGCAUCAGAGCAGCUCUUCUCCUGUGAGGACACCCGGCUGGGCCUCUGGACUGCCAGCAUUUUCCCUGUUUGUUCCACUCGGGGUGAUUCAGUCAGAAUGUCACUGCAGAUGCUGAAUUCUGUGCAGCAAAUGUCACCUUUCAAACUGAGUGGCUUUCAGCUUUUGUCUGUUGAAGAAAUGCUCGCCUACAAAGAUGUGGAAGACAUGCUGAAGUUUAGRAAGCAAAUUUAUGAUGAAAUCUGCUUACAAAGACAAAAAGAAAAGUCUGAUUUUAGAAYGAACAGUACUUGAACAAAUCUGUUUUCGUUUGUGGGUGAAUGAUUACUUCCCAACUUGUAAGGCAAAAGUACACAGAUCUUCUCUCUGCUCUCAUUGAAGUAGAAUUGAAGAAAUGGUGUAACAUAAUAAAGUAGCAAAUGCAGAUAAACUGUUCUUUUGAUUGAAGUAGGGAAAUAUUUCAGAUCUAAAAACACUAAUUGGUAACUUUUCAUGGGUUGCACAUUAUUGUGUUUUAUAGUCUUUGUCAAUAAGGAUCUGAUACAGAAUAAAUUAAUUUUAUAUUUGACUGAAACUGCUUUAAAAGCUWUUAAAGUGUAGAAUAUUAGCUCCAGCAAUAUGGAAUAAUACAACAACAACUUACGUUUCUCUCUUUUGAUGCUGCCUUUUUGCAAUAUAAUUUCAGAUAGAUGUAAAAUUGCUAAAAGUGCUUUCAAUUCAAGACAUGUUGUUUUAGGCAUUAAUGAUUGUUUUCUCUUUUAUAAUUUUUUUUACAUUUCCUGGUUUUCAUCAGAGGAAAAAAGAUUGGCAUGAGAGUUUAUUAUUUUCCUUUGACUUGUAAUAUUGGGGUCAACACCUGUCAUCAAGAUACCAUUUUUUUUUUAACUCAUUGUUGUAAGAAGUGGUCUGACAGAUGAUAGAGAAGCUGCCAGCUCUUUGUUACCCAUGAGCUGACUGAUGUGCCAUGUGAAAAGCAGCAUUUUGUGUUUCUCUGAACAGAACUGUUGGAGUYCUUGGGGUGGUGGUUCCUCCUCCUGCAGGGCAGACCCCAGAGAGGUUCACUGGGAGUGGCACCACAGUGCCCAUUUCCACAGAAAGUCCCUUCCCUUCUUCCCCCUCUGCAAAUCAAAUUUUAUCAGUGAAAUCCUCCUGUUUCUGGUUGAGAUGCCCAAGAUCCACUCCAAAUAGAUCAAUCUGGUUUUGAGAGUGUGUUGUGUUGUAUAUCAGUAUGAUUCGUCUGUAAACAUGAUGCAUCCUUUCCUCUUGGAUUCCUCUGUGGGUUUUCAUGUUUUAUUUAACGUUUCAUGAUGACAGUGUUUAUCUCCCUGCUGACUGAAUUCCCAAAUGGCACCUUUCUCCUGCCACCUACGAGGCAGCAGUGUGACAUCCCCUGAGCAUCACCCACCCUUCUUUCAGCUCUGCCAGGUUUCCUCUUCAUUAAUAAAGAAACCUUCCAGGAAGAAAUGCAGAGGAGCCAAACAGGGAGGUUGGGAAUUGCUGGAGUUAMCUUCAAAGGAAUAAGAAUUUCUGAGCAAAGAGAGGGUCUAAAAGGCAGUGUGAAAUGUUAAUUAAACAAUGAGGCAGUAGAUUUGGGAACACUCAAUUCUGAGAGAAAUGAAGUCACAAAGGGACAGUAAUCACAGAGCUUGGAGCUGCCAUUUGUGUAUUGUCCUGUUUGCAUUUUAUAUUCAUCAAUUGUUAUGCAAAACAUUGUAGGAGAAACAAAUGUUUGAGACAGACUUUGCAUCUUCAGUUGGAGGCCAAACUUUGUUUGGCACAGACUUUCCUGAGGGUUGCUGUGCUGCCAGGCAGAUUUUGGUCAAUAUUCGCCCUAAAUAACAUCAGCAGGCUUAAUGGAUUUACUCCACAGGUAUUGAAAUAUCUGGUAUUGUAUCAUUUUUCAUUUUGAAGCUGCAAUCAAAUUUAAUGUCAAAAUUGGUUAUGAAAAACAUUCCAACAUGUAUUUUAUUUAURCAGAGGUAUAUUGAUUA